AUGGUUACCGCAUCACAGUUCUUCACCGGCGAGGUGGCUGCAUUCGACGCGCAGCAGGUUGAGAUGCAAGUGCUGCGAAUCAAUGCGGCGGCGCUCAAUGUGCGGCGCUCAGAGUGCCUCACGCGGCAUAUGGACGAUUCGGCUGCGGACACUUGUGUCCACGCGCUACAUGUUGUCCACGUUGCACACGCUGCCAGCGAGCUCGACGCCUGUUUCGGUGGCGCAUUAGGACGCUAUGCCUGACCUCGGCUUGAGUUAGUCGGCUCUCUCCUGUUCAGUGCUGCGAGUUACAUUAAGGCACGUGGCUGGUAAACGCGGCCUUUAAAGAAGGAGGAUGGAGAGAUGCAUGCAAUGUAGGUGUCGACGCCGACGCCGACGCCGCUACACGGCCGCGUUUGAUCGGUCCUGGAUACUU
This is a messenger RNA of Phytophthora nicotianae INRA-310, 415 nucleotides long. RefSeq lists its product as hypothetical. NCBI's taxonomy places the organism in Eukaryota, Oomycota, Peronosporomycetes, Peronosporales, Peronosporaceae. The record is from RefSeq and is a predicted model, not a curated record. Bases 1 to 243 code for a protein of 80 amino acids. The transcript has a single exon.